AUGGCGGAAGGGAACAACACCCAGUUCCCCAAGCCCGAGCGGGGCAUUCGCCUUUCGCAAGGGGGGGGGGACUUGGUGGUGCCUACCGUCAAGAAGGGCAAGCCGGAGCUGAGGAAGAAGGUCCACCCAGCAGUGGUCAUUCGGCAGCGGAAAUCCUACAGGAGAAAAGAUGGGGUGUUCCUCUAUUUUGAAGACAACGCAGGAGUGAUAGUAAAUAAUAAAGGCGAAAUGAAAGGCUCCGCAAUCACAGGCCCUGUGGCGAAGGAGUGCGCAGAUCUGUGGCCCAGGAUAGCCUCCAACGCAGGAAGCAUCGCAUAAACGCGUUCCUCUUCGUAGAGCUAAAAUAAAAAAGUCCUUGUACCAAAUAAGUGGUGUCUUUCUU
This is a messenger RNA of Egretta garzetta (little egret), 382 nucleotides long. RefSeq names its product ribosomal protein L23 (gene RPL23). The coding region runs from base 1 to 318 and encodes 105 amino acids. Gene Ontology annotation, biological process: translation. The record is from RefSeq and is a predicted model, not a curated record. Gene Ontology annotation, molecular function: large ribosomal subunit rRNA binding; structural constituent of ribosome. Gene Ontology annotation, cellular component: ribosome; cytosolic large ribosomal subunit. Lineage: Eukaryota; Metazoa; Chordata; Aves; Pelecaniformes; Ardeidae. The transcript is spliced from 4 exons.